AUGGCGGCGGCGGCGCUGCGGUCCCGGGGCGGCGGAGCGGUCCUGGCGACGCUGCUGCGGCCCCGGCGUGGCUACAACAGCACCUUCCGGGCCUCGGAGCUGGAGCUGGAGCGCUCGGGGGCCCCCGGCACCCCCCCGGCCCCCCAGGAGCUGGUGUUCGGGAAGGUUUUCACCGACCACAUGCUGAUGGUGGAGUGGAGCCGGGAACGGGGCUGGGGGCGCCCCAAAAUCCGCCCCUUCCAGGAGCUACGGCUGCACCCGGCCUCGUCCGCCCUGCACUACGCCGUGGAGCUCUUUGAGGGGCUCAAGGCUUUUCGGGGUGAUGACGACAAAAUUCGGCUUUUCCGCCCCGACCUGAACAUGGAGAGGAUGCAGAGAUCAGCCCGCAGGGUCUGCCUGCCCGUGAGUGGGGUGUCCCCCCGAAAAAUCCCAAAAUGGGGUGUGUUUGGGUUUUUUGGGGGUGCCCCAAGCUGCAGCCCCCCCACUCCCCGCAGGAAUUACGGGCCAUGCCUGGAGCUGCAGGAGGAGGCGCGGGCCCGCGGGUGUCACCAGGUGCUGUGGCUUUACGGCCCCGAGUGCCACCUGACCGAGGUGGGCACCAUGAACCUCUUCGUCUUCUGGGAGCGCCCGGACGGGGGGGUGGAGCUGGUGACCCCCCCCCUGGACGGGCUGAUCCUGCCCGGGGUGACCCGGCAGAGCUUCCUGGAGCUGGCCCGGCAGUGGGGUGAGUUCGAGGUGCGCGAGGCCCCCCUGCCCAUGGACAGCGUUUUGGGGGCGCUGCGGGGGGGGCGGCUGCGGGAGAUGUUUGGGGCCGGCACCGCCUGCGUCGUCUCUCCCGUGGGGGAGAUCCUGUACCAGGACAAGCUGCACCCGGUGCCCACCAUGGAGAACGGCCCCAAAGUGGCCAGGAGGUUCCUGCAGGAGCUCAGCGACAUCCAGGUGACAUUUGGGGAGGGGGUCCCCAUCCCGGGGGGGGGCCUGGGGCAGCCCCGUGUUGGGGAGGGGCGGAAUUUGAGGAUCCCGGGACUGGAGCAUCCCGGGGCUCCUGGGAUCGUUGGAAUCUCGGGAUUCCUGGGGCUGGGAGGUCGCCGGGAUCCCGGUGUUGGGGAUGUCGGGGCUCUCGGAAUUUGGGUCUCCUGGAACUUGGGACUCCCGGUCUUGGGAACGUCGGGAAUCCCGGGAUUUGUGUCUCCCGGCACCGGGAAAACCGGGCACUCCCGGGAAUGGGGAUUCCUCGGACUCUCGGAGUUCAGGGAGCUCAGAAUUUUGGGCUCCGGGAAUUCGGGUCUCGUGAGCUCGGGGAUCGCGGGAAUCACGGGAUCUGAGGCUCCCAGAAUUCGGUAA
Parus major (Great Tit) is the source of this 1344-nucleotide messenger RNA. RefSeq names its product branched-chain-amino-acid aminotransferase, mitochondrial. Bases 1 to 1344 code for a protein of 447 amino acids. Gene Ontology annotation, cellular component: mitochondrion. The transcript has 9 exons. Gene Ontology annotation, biological process: L-valine biosynthetic process; L-leucine biosynthetic process. Gene Ontology annotation, molecular function: branched-chain-amino-acid:2-oxoglutarate transaminase activity. NCBI's taxonomy places the organism in Eukaryota, Metazoa, Chordata, Aves, Passeriformes, Paridae. The record is from RefSeq and is a predicted model, not a curated record.